AUGGCCUUGAGGAAGCUGAAAUGUGCACCAAUAGACAGGACAGACUCUGCUGAGAGCUACCGUUUUCUGAAGCAGUGGCUGGAUGAAUGCAAUAAUCUCCAUCAGUGUUCGGCGCCUGAGCCUCCCAGCUUGCCAAAACGCGUUCUGAGGCUUCAUCCCGACCGAGUGCACCUAUACCUCAGCCAGGAGAACGAAAAAGCCCGGUAUGCGACUCUGUCCCACCGCUGGGGGAACUUUGAUGAGAACUUCAUCUUGAAAUUGACGAACCUCGAAUCCCUCACCAAGGACAUCGCUUGGUCUCAAAUACCAAAGACUGCCCGGGAUGCUAUAGAAAUCUGCCGAGUGCUCGGCAUUGAAUACUUGUGGAUUGACUCUCUGUGCAUUAUUCAACGCAACGAACCGGAUUGGAACGACCAGUCACAGAAGAUGUGCGCCAUCUAUGGGCAAUCAUAUCUCAACAUUGCAGCAAUGGACUCGAACAGCUCCAAUGGCGGCUGUUUCCGGUCUACGGGUUCGGAUUUGCGAUACCCUCCUCACAAUGUGCCUGGUCAUCCAAGCCUCCAAGUCCAGCAACAACCUCACUUCACUCAUCUUGAUUUCGGCGCCAACUACGCCACUUCACGCGCCUCGCCUCCACUCCUUCGCCGCGGCUGGGUGCUCCAAGAACGUCUCUUAUCUCCACGUUGCGUCUACUACGGCAGAGACGAACUUCUCUGGGAAUGUAAAGCCUGUGCGGACUGCUUAUGCGGCGGAACCAAUGUCAUUGCCCGCUUCAAAGACGCUCACCAUCGCUCGCUGACCGAAAAUGGGGAUCCUUUGCCCUUUGCCUGGAUGAGAGUCACUGAGCGCUAUUCUUCCCUAGACCUAACUCACGACUCCGACCGAGCAAUCGCAUUAUCUGGGAUCGUCCAGGAAGUGGUGGAGUCAGGCCGAGGAGGCAAAUACCUCGCAGGACUGUGGUCAGACAAAUUGGCAUACCAGCUCGUCUGGUCGCUGUCCAAUACGUUCCGCAGACCCAGGGAGUAUAUUGCACCAAGCUGGUCAUGGUUGUCCGUGUUCGGCAGGGUCGAGUAUGGUCAAAAUCGUAUGGAUUACGGCGCUGAGUGGUCGACCAUCGAUGUCGUAAUCACUGAUGCCGCGGUUUCAGCAUCAAAACCUGACGGUACGGGCAAGAUCAAAUCAGGCUAUCUUAUGCUUAACGGCAAGGCUCUGACCAUGAAGUCUGAUGUGGUUAUGCCAGAAAGAAGCCGGCCACAGAUGAAACUGACGCACUCGGAACUUCACUUGGAGUCUCCAGUCUUCAUGCCUGACUAUGUGAUGACACCACAGCAAGCUGCGGCCGUUGAGAAGGUUUUUGUGCUCUAUUGGGGCAGAAUUGUCCACCAACAAACUUUUAUGGUUCUGCGGGAACUUCUUUCGGACGGUGUUCUGGUGUAUGAACGGCUUGGACUGCUCGCCGCAAACCACCACUGGACUCGACAAUUUCAGCGUGUAGCAGAACCCACGAUGGAUAUACGGGUAAUUUAG
This is a messenger RNA of Fonsecaea nubica, 1527 nucleotides long. RefSeq lists its product as hypothetical. The transcript has a single exon. Bases 1 to 1527 code for a protein of 508 amino acids. The record is from RefSeq and is a predicted model, not a curated record. Lineage: Eukaryota; Fungi; Ascomycota; Eurotiomycetes; Chaetothyriales; Herpotrichiellaceae.